AGUGGCACGGCGCGGUGCGAAGAGGCAGUCCGUGAUUGGCGGCCCGGCCGAGAGCGGCGCCACAGUCACUCACUCCUCGGCCGGCCCAAUGGCCGCCGCGCCCGUUUUCGGCACCGUCGCCACCGUCGCCGCCGUGCUCGGCCUCGUCCAGGGACUGAUUUGGAGUGCAGCGUCCAUUUUGGGGAUAGUGGCCAGCACGACGUGCAUCUUCAGCCUGGGAGAUGGAACCGCUUCAGCAGACGCCGCUUUUAUACUCUACGUUUCAGGCACCGUGUGCGGCGACACGAUACUUCAAGAUCAGUUCGGCAUGAUGUCCGGAACGUGGAUUCUAGCGUGGUCGUGUCUGUUCCUGUGCUUCAACUUCAUCUGGUUCUGUUGCUCGGUGUGGCUCCUUGUGGGUACGUCCGGUCUGAGGCAUCACAAGCCGAAACACAUUCUAUUGGAGCUGCUUGCCUGGAUCCUGGUCACCAUCUGCGUGUGCGUCCUGGAUCUAGCCGCCGUCAUCAGGUUCGGCAUAGACGUCGGCAUUUUGAAGAGAGCCGGAGGCGAGAACUUCUACCAGGUAGCGCCGGCCGUCCUGAUGACGGUGGCUGCGCGGGGCUAUGUGCUCUACUUGAUCAACGUGGCGCUGUGCGUCUCGCUGGCCGUCAUGGGCGCAGGCAUCUAUCAGGAAACCAAAGAGGACCAGAAGCAGCUCACUCAGCACACUUCUGUUGCAAGUUUGUUCCAACCAUCAUCUGCAGAUAAUAGUCUCAGUUCCCGGCAGGGAGCGACAGGCUACAUCCCCAGCGCGAGGCCCUGGAGCACGGCGAGUGACGACGACGGAGCGCCGUGGCGCCUGCCUCGCCCCGUGGUUCGACCGCAGCCCCAGCACCUGGUGCCGCGGGUGCCGGUCCUGCCGGCGCGGCCUCCCAGCCGCACGCCUGACCCCGACUACAGUCCCUUCCCCGUGCGGCGGCCGCCCAGCGAGCAGUCCUCAGGGAGGGAGCGCGCUCCGACCAGGUCCGCGCUCAAGAGGCCGCCCACCCGGCUGGGCCGCACAGUCCUGUGACCGGUCAGCAUUACCAUCCUCUGCCUAGGUCCACCCUGGACGAGGCGCCUAGUCCACCGUGCUGCAUGCCCAUCCUCUGCCUAGGUCCACCCUGGAUAAAGUUCCACACCACGUGAAUGGUCCUCAUCAUAUCAAUACAUUAUAUUCGCAAAUAUUCAUCCUCAAAAUCUUCCUUCUGUGUUUGAAGCAGCACUCUUUGGGAAUUGUUUUACAUUGCACUUUGCGACUUCUAAGUUCCUCUUUGGAUAACGUACUUAUGUAGAUGGGAUGUAACAAGAUGUAAUAACCCGAUCAAUUUAUGAGACUAUCCUUCCUCGGUUAUUCAUCCUAAACUGUAUUUACUGUGAUGUUUGACGCAGUAGCUGGAAGCAAUCCUCCUUAUUGCAUUUUGUAGUAUGCAUAAAUUUAUUCAAGUUAAUGUUCUUACCAGAUAAAAUCAAACAAUCUUUAAAUGGGCACCAUAACACAAUGGUUUCAUCGUCUGCCAAGCUUCGUCUUAAUAUGUGCCUUCCUCCAAAAUGUUAUAACAUGUUAGAAGCAAUUCUUUGUAUCGUACUGCGUAAUCUUUGCAUAGGUCCAUCAAUUAAAGAUUUUUUAGUUGAGAUUUUAGAUAUUUUUAUUACUCUUUUUCUAUUAGGGCUAUAUGUAUACUCAAUUAUUUGAUGGUGACAGAACGACAUGUAUUUCUUACCACAAUAUGGAACCAUCUAUAACACCAAGUUUUAUCUUACAGAGUCCUACCCAGCGUGAAACACCAGCCAGUGAUAGGACCUCCUUGAAAUAAUAUGUUUCAAAAUCCGUUGUACAUAGAUUAGGAGGUGACAGAAAUCCAUUUGACGAAUACAAGACACAUUAAAAUGUACGCACGAAACUUAACCGGUUAAACGCUAGAGGGCGCUGUCCAACAAGCUAUAUUAACGGUCAAUUCCGAGUAACCGUUGUCAUUUGUGUCAUGAAUCUUCAACAAGAUGUAUUUGUGCGCCAAUGAAGGUAAGGCCGACAUGCAUUUCAUGUACGGGCUGGAUGGCAAUGCGAGGGAAGCACAGUGAUAGUGCCGAGAGCGUUUUCCAACAAGACGCGCAUGAAGCCUGCGACACUGUUGACGGCCACAAAUUUUAGCAGAACUUGUGAUGUGGAAUUAAAUAUUUUCCUUUAAGUCAUCGGUAUCCUGUCAUUCGGUCUCUUUCUGACUUAUUUCUCAUCGUAUUAUUUCCCUGCACAUGUCCUCCUCUUGCGCUUUACCGGUUGAGUUCCGAUAGCUAUAUCUUACGGUGAUUUUUGCUUGUCUAGUUUUGUUCUAUUGCCCACGAACUUUGAAGUAACACACACCUAUUUAUACCCCUGGCAUCGCAACUCCCCUAAUUGUGUGUUAGUCAUAAAUGUCGUGGACUUCAGACCAUGUGAGAAAGUUUCAUCCAAACAGCGAAUGUUUGGCAGCAAUGCCGGAGACAGGGUCAAACGGAUAUAUUUGUUACACAAUAUAAAUUCUUUUCAACGAGAAAUUCAUAUUUUCAAAGUAAUUCUAUCUCCUGUGUUUUGAGAUUGUGAAAACUGGUGGUCGGUGUACUAUCCACUCCUUCCUGAGGAUUUUAAAAUAAACCUGUGUCGAUUAAAACUUAAACGUAUUUAAUUAUAAAUAUAGGUGCUUGCUGAUGUAAACUUAUGCUGCCUAUGGAAAACUUAAAACUUUUUUCUUAUACACAAAACAUAUAUUUUAUUUAUUAAUUUGUUUAAUGUAAGAAUAGUGGUAAUGUUUUUGGAGAAGUCCACUCAGACUAUCAUGCUUACCUACCAUGACUGAUUUUCAAUCAUAGAACAUGGUUUUAGCUUUUGUAAAAAUAAGAUAAUAAUUUACAUUUAAGUCAUAUUUACAAAUACUUUUGAAAUAUUAAUCUGUUAGUGUUAUUAAAUAUGAAUAUAUAUUGUAAUUAUUCUGUUCUGUAACAGUAAUCUCAUGUAAUCAGAUAAAUAAAAAGUAUUUUGACUUUUA
Messenger RNA from Bacillus rossius redtenbacheri, 3041 nucleotides. RefSeq lists its product as uncharacterized. The record is from RefSeq and is a predicted model, not a curated record. NCBI's taxonomy places the organism in Eukaryota, Metazoa, Arthropoda, Insecta, Phasmatodea, Bacillidae. The transcript is spliced from 7 exons. The coding region runs from base 89 to 1051 and encodes 320 amino acids.